Daldinia childiae is the source of this 2466-nucleotide messenger RNA. RefSeq lists its product as uncharacterized. The record is from RefSeq and is a predicted model, not a curated record. Bases 1 to 2466 code for a protein of 821 amino acids. The transcript has 3 exons. Lineage: Eukaryota; Fungi; Ascomycota; Sordariomycetes; Xylariales; Hypoxylaceae.
AUGAGGCUGUGUCUCUGGCCGGCCCUUUCGGCGCUGUGUCUAGUCCUCGUCGAUGCUUCGUCCCUGACGCCGCCUGUACUGCCAUUGAUCGUACGAAAUCCCUACUUGAGUAUAUGGCUUGCCCAUGCCCGAGAUGCCCCGUGGGAAAACUGGCCGAUAUUCUGGACUGGCAGCACCGUCGGCUUUGCUGUCAUAGCCUCGGUGCCCGAGACUAAGACAGUAUACCCCCUGCUAGGUCGCUCGCAAGAUUUCCUUAGGAAGUCUCCUAGUUAUGAAGUGUCCUUUCCUAAAUACGACGGUGCUACGUUCGAUGCCUCAACUACGAACCUCACCUAUUCUAUCCCAGGGUCCGACGUGAGGAUUACUCUCUCGUUCUUGUCUCCUAUCACGCCUACAUCGACAUUUAGACAGUCCCUACCGGCGUCAUACCUCACUUGCAUCGUGGAAGGUUCGACAGAUGUAAGCCUAUACGUGGACAUAAAUGGAGAAUGGGCUAGCGGCAACCGAGACAAUAAGAUAGAGUGGGGGCUUGUCCGGACUGAAAAGAGUGACAGUGCAAAGACUCCCAUCAAGACUUGGAGUAUCACACGGCGCCACGAGCAGCUCCUAACCGAGUUUUACGAUCACGCUGAAUGGGGAACCAUUCAUGUUUCUGCUCCGGCCGACGUUGAGCACCAGUCCGGUGAAUCGAACUAUAUACGACGUCAUUUUGCCCAGCACGGGUCAUUGAAGAAUGAAGUCGACGAUUCUUACCGUGGAAUAUUUGAGGAGGAACCUAUCUUUGCCUUCUCUAAGACUUUCAAGCUUAAGAAGAGGUCCAACGAGUCGUCUGGUAUCGCCCAGGACAGCGUUACCUUUACCUUUGCUCUCACUCAAAAUCCUGUCGUUCAGUUUGCCUCAGCCAGAGGCUUGACCCAGAUGCGUCCCCUAUGGGAUUUUUAUUUCUCUGGUACUCAUGAAAUGCUGCAGUUCCACUAUGACGAUUAUGAAACUGCAGCUUAUCUUGCUAGCAACUAUUCCGAGCAACUCGCUAAAGACGCGUAUGCUUCGGGCUCACAAGACUACCAAGACAUCGCGGCGUUGUCGGCUCGCCAAGUACUAGGAGCGACACAAUUUUCUGGUACACCGGAUAAUCCUAUUAUAUUCCUCAAGGAAAUCUCAUCGAACGGAAACUUCCAGACAGUCGACGUUAUCUUCCCAGCAUUCCCUUUUUUCUUAUAUACCAACCCCCAGUGGCUAGCAUAUCUACUAGAACCUCUUCUCGAACACCAGUUGAGCAAUCAAUAUCCCAACGAUUACAGCAUGCAUGAUCUUGGAUUCCAUUUUCCCAACGCGACAGGGCAUGGUGACGGUAAUGACGAAUAUAUGCCCGUCGAAGAAUGCGGCGAUAUGCUAAUCAUGGGUCUUGCACUUGUCAAUGCUUUCAGAGAUGAUUCGCAAGCCCAGUUCGUCCGUACUGUACCAGAGGAAGCUUUAACACUCAACUUGGAGUCUGUGAAGAGAUCAUUUCUAGUCAAUGAAUAUGGAAUGGAUCGCACAUGGGAAGACCUAGGCACUACGGGUGAAAAAGUGGCUGUAAGAUGGAUACGACGCUCAUACAAGCUAUGGAAGCAAUGGACAGGAUAUCUUGUCCGAGAGUCGCUCAUCCCGGCGAAUCAACUUUGCACUGAUGAUUUUGCUGGUUGGCUGGCCAAUCAGACGAACCUAGCGUUGAAGGGUAUCAUUGGCAUUAAGGCCAUGAGCGAGAUUGCUAACGUUAUCGGCGAGAAGGCCGACUCCCAAUGGUACAGCAACGUAGCUGACGAAUAUAUCGACAAGUGGCAGGACUUAGGUCUAUCUAGAGAUAAGACACAUGCGAAGUUAGCGUACACCUGGUAUGGAUCGUGGACGACGAUCUAUAACCUCUUCGCUGAUGCUCUGCUUUGCUUCCAUUUGCCUGCGGAUGCAUCCUCUCCGAUAGGAGCGAGUAGAUUCUGGGGCUCAGAACAGCAACCUAUAGGGGAUGAGGCUAUCACCAAACCUAAAUCAACAUUCAUUCCAGAUAAAAUCUACCAGAUCCAGAGUGAUUGGUACCAUGCUGUACUCCAGAGAUACGGCUUGCCGUUAGAUAGCCGUCAUUUAUACACGAAGAGCGACUGGGAAUUCUUUGCGGCUGCUGUGACGAGUAAGAAGGUACGCACGGAGAUUCUACAACACGUUGCGACGUGGGUCAAUGAGACUGCAACAGAUCGACCACUGACGGACCUUUACGAGACGGAGGGUGAUGGCGGAUUUCCUGGGCCUGACUUUAUGGCUCGCCCGGUAGUAGGAGGUCACUUUGCAUUCCUCGCGUUAGAGAGAGCUUGUGGUGGCAGAGCAUCGGAAGGUCUAAAGUUCCUAGACGAAGUGGCUCCCGCAGAUAUUGAUGUGGAACAAGCCUUGAGAAGGGAAAUCGCUAUAAACCAGCCUGAUAUGGAGGAGUUGUAG